Messenger RNA from Dibothriocephalus latus, 1332 nucleotides. Lineage: Eukaryota; Metazoa; Platyhelminthes; Cestoda; Diphyllobothriidea; Diphyllobothriidae. The record is from the annotation of a GenBank genome assembly.
AUGGGUGCGGAAUGUCGCCGGGUAUGUUAUAUUAAUCUUAUAAACCAUUUUUCAGAGGAGGCACGCAAUGUUAUAAUUUUUGGAAAGUCUCUUAAGCGAUCAGUUGAUGGAUCAUCAAUUGGAAUGUAUGGCAACGGAUUGAAAUCGUAUGUUCUUUAUACAGAUCUUACGAACAUUAUUAGGGGUUCGAUGCGUAUUGGAAGCGAUAUGAUACUGUUUACAAGGAGGGAAGCCAUUGAUAAAAGCCCCCUCGCUUCAUCUCCAGAAGAGCUUAAGAAGCACGAAUUGGAAAUGCAAAUUAUUCUGAAGUACUCGCCCUUCCGGUGCAACAAGGACUUUUUCUCCCAGUUUGACAAAAUUAAAGGAGAGACAGGAACUUUAGUGAUCAUAUACAACAUGAAGCUUUUGGAUACUGGUGCUCCCGAAUUGGACAUUAACACGGAUCCUCGGGACAUCCUCCUUAUGGCAAGUUCUGACAAAGACGACCCGAUGGAACCGCAUGCAGACAUAGAACUGCCACCGGAAAAGCGUAGUCUCAGGGCCUACGUGUCUAUCCUGUACUCCGAUCCCCGUAUGAAGGUCUAUAUUCAGGGACGAAAAGUGCAGACAAAGCGUCUUCUGGACAUCCUGUACGCUGCCAGACGGUAUAAUUUCGCAAGCAAAACGUUUCGGAUGCGAGCAGAGCGCGAUCUUGCGAAAGCAAAGAAUGACGUGAAAAUCGCCGAACUGCGUGCGAGGGAGGCAGAAAGCAAGGCGAGAGAUUGCGAAUUGCGUUAUGAGGGCUCGAAAGAUCCUGAACAUUUGAAACUCGUACGCCGGCUAAAUAAUGCUGCUGCCGAGUUGCGCAAUCUGGUUACUCUGCGCCAAAACACCGUCGCUCGGAAGCAGAAGGCCCUCAAGGAGCCGAAGACCCUUACCUUCUACUUUGGCAUGAACGUAGUUAAUCGAGCCUGUGAUGGCAUGUUUAUCUACAACUGUUCGCGCCUCAUCAAGAUGUACCAACGAAUAGGUCCCCAGCAGGACUCCAGCAUGAUGUGCCGCGGUGUUGUCGGUAUUGUUGAUGUUCCCUACAUGGUUCUCGAACCAACACAUAACAAGCAGGAUUUUGCUGAUGCAAAAGAAUUCCGCCAACUCAUGCGUGCCAUGGCCGAUCAUUUGAUGCAGUACUGGGACGACUUGUCUAUCGACAAGAACGGUAGUGAGGACAUAAACCGCUUUUGGAAGAGCUUCGGCUACCUAUCCGCACGUUGGCGCGACCCACCCAGCAACGAGGAGAAGUACGCCCGCAAACGGUACUCCUGUGUAUCCAUUUGUGUGCAGUGCGGUAAGUAA